Messenger RNA from Phyllostomus hastatus (greater spear-nosed bat), 3862 nucleotides. It is a transcript of the gene HOXD12, whose product is annotated as homeobox D12. The coding region runs from base 1298 to 2110 and encodes 270 amino acids. The record is from RefSeq and is a predicted model, not a curated record. The transcript has 2 exons. Lineage: Eukaryota; Metazoa; Chordata; Mammalia; Chiroptera; Phyllostomidae. Gene Ontology annotation, biological process: regulation of DNA-templated transcription. Gene Ontology annotation, molecular function: DNA-binding transcription factor activity, RNA polymerase II-specific; sequence-specific double-stranded DNA binding.
UCGCAGCGCGGUGGUCAGCUUUGCCCUCCGGCGGCGCCUGUGUGGUCUCAGUGCCGGAGCUGGCGGUCUAACCAAUUCCAGCUUGGCUCGGGCACCGCGAGGCAGGCUGCGGGCUGGGGCGGGCUCCAGCCACCGGGUCGCUGGGGGUCUUGGGACCCGAGGCACCGCAGGAGGACCCCUGGCCCUCUGGCUAGACUACACCCAGGGCUUGCUGUGGGGGUUGCCACAAUGCUCCCGGCAACAGAGCGCUGCCCCGCCCACCUCCGUGUUCUCCAGACCCCGGAACCCGCCAGCCUCCCGCGGCCCCGGAGGCGAUGAGGGAGGAAUGCUGCCAGCCCUCUUCCUCGGUGUGCCCCGCUGUUCCUGACCGGUGGCUCUGACUCUUCUCUCCUUCCACACCAGGUUGGGGGUGGGGGGAGAGGGGAGAAGCUCGGCCUGUUCUGCCUGCCACAGAGUGGAUGAACACCUUGGACUUCUGGUUUGCAGGAUGUAGUCGCCAAGGUGACUCCUGGCUAUAAAAGGAAUGUAGCAUUUGGCCAAUCCAGCUGCCCGGUCCAGGCCUCUCCAGGAGCACAAGGCUUGGCCAUGAAGAAGCACCCAGGAGUGGUGUGAAGCUUCCUUCCUAGGCACCAAACUCUGGAGAGUUUGUGAUGCACUUCUCAAUCAGUAAACCUCUGGGACUGUGCCUGCAGCCUGGGACCAAGGGCUCAGGCAGUUCGUGGGUCUUCGCUGUGAGAUAUCCUGUGAAGACCUCUCUCCACAGAGAUGGGACUGGGAAGGAUGGGUUAAGAGUACCAUUGCUCAGGUCUAGGGACAGAGCUGGUGGCCCCACCAGACCACGGGAUCUUUGGACAAACUGAGACUCACUCCGUACUGGAAAGGCCUCAGCUGCAACUUAAAGCUAGUAGAAGCAAGCCUGGCCCAGGUAAGCAGCGAAAAACGGGAGUGCAAGGCUAAUCAAGACCAAGAAGUGUCCCAAGGGACACUUGGGCAAAGGCACCCUAUGGCUGUUGUCCCCAGCUCCUGACACUGGGCCUGGAAACUUGCAGAGGUUUCACCUUCAGCUCAACGUGCCUUGGCUCUGCCUGGCAGGCUUGUCCUUCGCCCUCGAAUAUUGCGGGUGUUAUCAUAAUACCCUGAAGGGGGGGAAAACGGGUCGGGGGGAUGUAGGCGGUGCUGAAAUGACCGGCUUUGAAGAACCUGCAGGCAAAGUUUCGUCCAAUCGUCUGAGCCUGUCCUCUUAUUCCCGGUUGUAACUAAAUACUGCUGCGAGCACAGCCGAAGCCCUUUGUUGGAGAUGUGUGAGCGCAGUCUCUACAGAGCGGGCUAUGUGGGCUCGCUUCUGAAUCUACAGUCGCCUGACUCCUUCUACUUCUCCAACCUGCGGCCGAAUGGAGGCCAGUUGGCCGCACUUCCCCCCAUCUCAUACCCUCGCGGCGCGCUGCCCUGGGCCACCACGCCCGCCUCCUGCGCCCCAGCGCAGCCUGCCGGUGCCACCGCCUUCGGCAGCUUCUCGCAACCCUACCUGGCUGGCUCCGGGCCUCUUGGCCUGCAGCCCUUGGGCGCCAAGGACAGACCCGAAGAGCAGGCCAAGUUUUAUACGCCCGACGUGGCCGCCGGGCCUGAGGAGCGUGGCCGUUCGCGGCCGCCCUUUGCCCCCGAGUCUAGCCUGGUCCCCGCGGCCGCUGGUCUCAAAUCGACCAAGUACGACUACGCGGGUGUGGGCCGUGCCGCGCCAGGCUCUGCGGCCCUGCUUGAGGGGACCCCCUGCGCCGCCGGCUUCAAGGACGACGCCAAGGGCCCGCUCAACUUGAACAUGACAGUGCAGGCAGCGGGCGUCGCUUCUUGCCUGCGACCUUCGCUGCCCGACGGCCUGCCGUGGGGGGCGGCCCCCGGGAGGGCCCGCAAGAAGCGGAAACCCUACACGAAGCAGCAGAUUGCGGAGCUGGAGAAUGAAUUCCUCCUCAACGAAUUCAUCAACCGGCAGAAACGCAAGGAAUUGUCCAACAGGCUGAACCUCAGCGACCAGCAGGUCAAAAUCUGGUUCCAGAACCGUCGUAUGAAGAAGAAGCGCGUGGUGCUGCGCGAGCAGGCGCUGGCGCUAUACUGAUCCCUGGCCUGGCCGAGGCCGGUUCUGCUUCUUUGAGCCCAAGUCUGGCGUAGAGGAAGAUCUGGGACUGGGGCUUUCCCUUCUACUCCUCAGCUGAUCCUAGGUACCCUCCUGCUCUGACUGCGGCCCCAAAAGCCAGUAGGAGAUUUGGAGACCUGGCCAGUAAUGCCUUUAGGUUUCCCUUUUUCCGGAAGGGGCUGUGGAAGUUGCAGCACAACCUUGGCGUGGAGGGUUCUCCACUGGGGUCGUGGGGUCACCUGUCUUUGCUUUUGGCUAAAGCGUUUACACCUGGUCUCACUCCAGUUCCCUUUUACUAAGAUUUCCGCUUUUGCCUAGUCUCCCUUUUUCCUUCUCCCCAUUCUUUCUGCAUUUAGCAGACACCUAACUAGAACUCAGAGUGGAACUGAAUUUAGAAAGGGCUCCAGGGUGAAGUGGAAAAGGGCUGUGGGCACAAUCGUGUCUCUUUGCAGCCAACGCCCCUUAUGGCAAAGCCAGAAUCAUGAUGCUGGAGAAAGGAAAGUGUGCCAUCACCACCACCCUCUGUCUGCCCUGGCUGGUUUGAGAGGACAAAAGCCACCCUAGACCUUCUGAUCUUGGGAGGAAAGGGGAGGGAGUGUGGCCAUACAAACUCGGAGACAACUCAGAGUUCAAGGUGGACUGGCUCCUCCAGCUGGGCGAAAUGGACUGGAUGCUUCCUUCCCAGGAAUGGGCAAGGGAGGCUGGGGUUCCAUGGCAAACUGCACUUCCCAGCCAAGACUGGUAAAACCCCUACUUCUCUCACCUCUUCCCACAUGCCUCAGCCAGAGCCCUGUGCUGGGUAACUGGACUCCAGAGCUGAGCUCUGAUGAGAAGCUGCUAGUCUGCUUUCAGGCUGGGCUGCAGUAGAAAAGAGGAAAAUGUCAAGGGGCAGGAGAAGGGAGUGAGCAAGGGGGGCCCUAUAUUCUGACUGUAAAUAUGGCUUUCCUGUCAAGGUGGGUAAAGGUGUCAACAUGUCUUUCUUUCUUGAAUUCUAGUAAUGAGCCACCGCAGGGAGAAGUGAAAUCUCCACCAGGCAGUGCGUGGGCAAGAAAGGAAGCCCCUCAGAUCCUCAGCCCCUCUUAGCUGCUCUUGACCAAGUAGAGAGGAGCGGAAGUUCCCCUCUUCUUCUCCAUCACCUGCCAACUCCACCAGGGGCUCAACCACUGUACCCUUUUUGAGGCCAUUUCUGGCCUGCCCUUGCGGAGCAUGCAAGGUGGUGGGCCCUGCUAGGCUUGCUUUGUGGAGAUUGGGGUUCCAGGAUGCCAGAUGGAGUUGUCCUAGGUGUGCUGGGGUAUCCUGCCUUAACUUCAGUGAACCCAAGUCCCUCCCCCCCUCAAAUUCCUACUAUCCUUGCUUCUUUUCCAUCUCCUGAGAAGUAGCGCCCCCAACUCCUAGCAAUAUGAACAACAGCCAAAGGGUACAAGAUUCCUUCCCAAAGUCCAAUGAUUUAUUUUCAGUGGAGGACCAGGCCCUGGAUCUAAAGUGGGUACCUCACAAGGACUUCCUGAGCCUCAGCCCAACUGACCUUAGUUGAUGUUUAGACUAAUUGCAUUUUCUCUGCUACCUAAUAGUUGUUGUGCAUGUUUUGUUUUAUUUUGAUUGUGUCAAAAACAAUAGCUUGUAUAUAUCAGACACAUAGAAAUGUUUUGAGUGGAAAUAAAUAUCCAGGUCCCAGCGAAGCUGUCAAGGGACUGAUGUUGAUUUUUCAAAAAUGUUUCGGAUUCCCUGCUAAUG